UAAACUUACACUAUUUUGUUAAUAUCAUCCUAGUUUUAAGCGUAUUUGUUUGAUAUUGAGGUGAUAAACCUUUGACUUUUUUUAAUGAAAGUGAUUUAAAUGAGUGGCAUCUGAACUUCUUCAAUAGACAGAAGUUAGUGUUGGAAUUUAUCAGAUAUUACAGAACGAUUCAGCAGUUGAAAUGCACAAGGACAGUGUGGAUUUUUUAUCAAUGAAGUGACGUAACGCAUUGUAUCGCCAAUGAAAUUUCGAUAUCAAAUUUAUUGACAGGUAGGAGGAGUUUGAUAGAUAGCUACAUCUAUGAUUACAGAGAAGCGAUGAGCAAACGCUCGAAAUACUAGUAGUUAAGACAUUUUCAUAAAUUGUUCGCUAAGUUGACUGUGUAACAACCGUCUCUGGCCAAUAAUUAUAUUGAGGUUGAGGACACACCUCUGACGUGUCUCUUUGCUAAAUCCAGCCUUUUAUUGUAAUAAUUCGGUGCUAUAACGGAUGGGUUCUUGCUGGACAUAUAUGCGUUGUUACAUCGUGGAUUAAUUGUAUAAAUAUGCCUGAUGUUAAUUCGUAUCAUCACAUCGUGGUAUCUAUACUAGAUCUGAAUACUGUAAAACUAUUUAACUGUGAAAUAGUUAUUUAUAUAGCAAGAUAUGAGAAAAGAACAUAGUUUGAAAACAUUAGCAAAGUGUGUUGUUAUACUUUUUGCAAUUUGUGAUACUUGGGAGAUAGUCUCCACAAUGCCGGCUGCUGAUGAGGAUAUAGAGGCAUCUGAAAUAUUAAAGGAAAAAAUUGAAACAUUCAAAAUGGACAUACUAAACAGACUAGGAUAUGACCACCCGCCGGACGUGUCAAAUGUCACACACAGUAUUGAAGAAAAGAGAAAAAUGAUUAGGCAGUAUAGGACAUACAUGAAAGAGAAAGAAGCUUUGUAUAAAAAAGACCAAGAUGAAGAUGGCGAUGAUGAUCCAAAAGUUCUUUCAAAGACUUACUAUUCAUUAGAAUACAAAGGCGACUUUCCAGAAGCAAUAUCAAGUAACGACUGGUUUGCACAAAAAGCAAUUAGACUUUACUUCAAAUCCCAUCUUAGUCAUCCAAAGGACGACCACACAAAAGAGCUUUUUGUGAAUUCUGCGAAAUUAAAAGUGUAUUUUUCUAAAGUAAAACCUGAAAAUCUUAAAGAUAAACUUUCAGUUGAUAAAGUGAUACGGGUAAAUGUUUAUCAAAUUCUUUCAAUAAAAGAUUCGAGUGACUAUAAAAGGACUUUACUCGACUCAAAACUCGUGGACCUUUUGCAGCCAUCAACGGGGUAUUUUGAAAUUGGAAAAGCUGUCCAAAGCUGGGUAAACAACCAGUCAUUAAACCUCGGUAUUGAGCUUGCUGCCGACAUACAAGAUAUUAACGAAGUAGUUGAAAUAGACAAAACUGUGAUUGAAGAAGACGAUGUUAUAUCGCUUGGAACAAAUUCCACAGACGUUUCUCCGAGCGUUGAUAUAUACGCACAGGAAAAAGACAUAUUAAAGCGGGUAAAAAGACGUUCCCGGCGUCGAAGUGAUUGCCGACGAGAUGACGGAGAAACAAAAUGCUGCCGUUAUCCAAUCAAAAUUUCCUUUGCUGACAUUGGUUGGGAUGACUGGGUAAUCGCACCUCACGAGUACAAAGGAUAUUACUGCGCGGGUAAUUGUCCCUAUAGACACAAACCAGCCAAUACAUUUGCUGGAAUUAAGGCAAUACUACAUUUAAAACACCCAAAUAAAGUACCUUCACCAUGUUGUGUUGCGACAGCAUUAAGCCCCUUUACUAUUUUGCAUUAUAAUUAUAAUGGAAAAUAUCAGUUUAGUGAAUAUAAGGAUUUGGUAGUGGAAAAGUGUGAAUGUGGUUAAAUAUAUUUCUUUAACUAGAAACGAAUGUAGACGUUUGACAAACGUGCAAUAUGAAUUAUUUCAUCAUAAUUGUUGAAUGUACACCAUGUGUGUUGUUUUGAAACCUACUAAAACGGAAAUUUAAUUUUAUAGAUAACACCUGUACUCGUCAUCAAAAAAGGGAAUACUGAGGAUAUAUUAAAUGGCAAUUAUGGUUAAGAAAAAAGUGUGCCAAGUCCCCUUUUCAUUGAUACAUCACUUAGUUUUAAGUUUAUCUGAAUGUUAUAAUUCACCCACGCCCUUAUAAAUCCCAGUUACUUGCGGUGCAAGUAUAAACUGAAACUGUAAUAACUGAAACUGACUUUAAAAGAGUGUUCAUUGUGAAUGAAAAAAUCGUUGUUACUUGAUGCGUGUUUCAUUAUUUAUUACUAUUGUUACAGCAACAAAUGUUUUAACGGCAACAAACGGCAACACAUGUAACAACCGGCAACAAAUGUAAAAAUACCGGUAACACAUGUUACAACGGCAAUAAAUGUAACAAGGGCGGAAGCAAAUGUAACAACGUUUUGGCGAGAUAUUUCCUCCUCAGUAUCUUGAGCUCAUUUCGGUAACAACAUUAUCUUUACAAAUGGACGGAUGUUUGGUGUAAUUCAAUGUUAAAAUCUUUAGAACUCUUGAUUUGAUACCAGUUGAGAUCAACUAUUAUUAUUACUGUUAUUAUGACGGUGAUGAUAAUGAUUAUGAAUAGUGAUGAUGAUAUGGAUCAGUAUGAUGAUGUUGCCGAUUUGUUCCAUUUGUUGUCGCUGAAUAAAAGUCCAACUUUAUUAAUGUUUCAUUAUUGCAGAUUGCAUUUGUUGCCGUUAUCGCAUUUGUUGCUGGAACAAAUAUAUUUAUUUUUGUUUAAUUUAUUGUUGUUACAUUAUAAACUAUGGAACAAAUUAAAUGUGCAAUAAAAGAUGUCAUGUCAGACCA
Messenger RNA from Mercenaria mercenaria, 2825 nucleotides. Its product is annotated as growth/differentiation factor 8-like. Bases 645 to 1874 code for a protein of 409 amino acids. Gene Ontology annotation, cellular component: extracellular region. Gene Ontology annotation, molecular function: cytokine activity; growth factor activity. Gene Ontology annotation, biological process: SMAD protein signal transduction. Lineage: Eukaryota; Metazoa; Mollusca; Bivalvia; Venerida; Veneridae. The record is from RefSeq and is a predicted model, not a curated record. The transcript is spliced from 2 exons.